Messenger RNA from Oncorhynchus mykiss (rainbow trout), 3068 nucleotides. It is a transcript of the gene mycn, whose product is annotated as MYCN proto-oncogene, bHLH transcription factor. Gene Ontology annotation, biological process: regulation of DNA-templated transcription. The record is from RefSeq and is a predicted model, not a curated record. Lineage: Eukaryota; Metazoa; Chordata; Actinopteri; Salmoniformes; Salmonidae. Gene Ontology annotation, molecular function: protein dimerization activity; DNA-binding transcription factor activity.
GGACGGCUAUAACACUCCAUAGCCCAGCACAAUGCGUGUCAGAGAUCUGUCUGUGCGACACAAGAGUAGAUGUGUGCUCCUAAUCUAGUUUAUCACUGAACUGCGAGAGAGAGAGAGAUUCGACAAAACACGACUCACACAACAACAUCAGUCAACGCGAGGAUUUCCAAGUGUGGGAUAAAAUGCCGGCGAUUAUAGGUAAAAAUUCCGACAUGGAGUUCGACUCUCUACAACCCUGCUUCUACCCGGGCGAGGAUGACUUCUAUUUCUGCGGUCCCGACUCUGCGCCACCCGGAGAGGACAUCUGGAAGAAAUUCGAGUUGCUGCCCACGCCGCCCCUCUCCCCGAGCCGAGCGGCGCUACCGGGGGAGCUGGCCUUCGCGUCCGGGGGAGACAGAGGCGACUCGGCAGCAGGUCCCAUGGGUUUUGGAUUAGGCGACCCGCUGGGCUGCGACUGGGCUUCAGAGCUCCUGUUCCUGCCCGAAGACGAUAUUUGGGGCGCGUCGGACGGAGACCUGUUCGGCGGCUGCUCCGCUUUGGAUAGUAACCCCAACUCCAUUAUCAUUCAGGACUGUAUGUGGAGCGGCUUCUCGGCCAGGGAAAAGCUCCAGAGGGUGGUCACAGAAAAGCUAGGCAAAGCCAUCUCCACCGCGGCUGCCUGUGGAGUUAGUAAAAAUGUCACUACCGCCGCGGCCAUCACAACCAAGGCGCCGGAGCUGAGUGUGGACCCCACGAUAGUCUUCCCUUUCCCCAUCAACAAAAGAAACGGUAGCAGCAGCAGCAGAUGUCCACCUGGGACGGCCCCCGCCACUACUGCCCACUGUAGCGCAGAGGAAACUCCGAGCGACUCCGAAGAAGAUGAUGAAGAUGAUGACGAAGAUGAGGAGGAAGAUGAGGAGGAGGACGAUGACGACUCAGACGGCGAAGAGAUCGAUGUGGUCACAGUGGAGAAGCGGCGUGGCUUGUCGCCAAUGGCGACUGGCACGGUCACCAUCUCGGUGCGGUCGAAGACGGGCGCCGCUUCUGGGGCUGUGGUCUCAUCUGGUGUUGUGAGCCGAUUCGUCAGCAACCGGGGGUCUGCGGGGUCAAACUGUCAUGGGCAGGAGUUGAUCCUCAAGCGGAGCUCGGUCCACCAGCAGCAGCACAACUACGCCGCUCCCUCACCGUACGCCUCUGACGACGACCACGCGCCCCCCUCCAAGAAACACAAGUCAUCUAACGCUCCUCGUCAAUACUCCCGUGCCACCUCUUCAUCAUCAUCGCCAUCAUCCUCGACGUUCUGCGGCUCCCUGACCGUGUCAUCAUCAACAAUGCUGGGUUCUAGAUCCAAACGCCACGCCAGCGGUGCCAGUAGCCCACGGGGCGGCUCCUCCGGUAACUCCGACUCCGAAGACUCCGAACGGCGGCGAAACCACAAUAUCCUGGAACGCCAGCGGCGCAACGACCUGCGCUCAAGUUUCCUCACGCUCCGCGAUCAUGUGCCCGAACUGGCGAGGAACGAGAAGGCGGCCAAGGUGCUGAUCUUGAAGAAAGCGGCGGAGUAUGUGUCCUCGCUGGAGACGGAUGAACUGCGGCUGACUCAGGAGAAGGACAGGCUGCAGGCACGGAGGCACCAGCUAAUGAAGCGACUCGAGCAGGCCAGGACUUGCUAAGACUUUUUAGUGGCACAUGACGCACACACACACACACACACACACACACACACACACAGAGACAUAGACACACACACAUAUAUAAAAAAUGCUUUUCUUAAAACUGCAUUGUUGGUUAAGGGCUUGUAAGUAAGCAUUUGACUGUAAGGUUGUAUUCGGCGCAUGUAACAAAUAAAAAUUUGAUUUGAUAUAUACACACGGACAUAGACACAUACACACACACACAUACACACACACAUAUAUAUACACUCAGACACACCCAGAUGACCCCUCUCCCCCUCGCUUUGUCUCAACUUAUAUAUAUGUACACACACACACAGACACACACACAAACACGUGAGCGACAAAUGACGGGGUGGACGGGACAUUCACUGACGCCACUUUUUUUGCACAUUUGUUGACGUUAAGAAUGUUGAGGGUUCUACGUUUUUCAAUCCGGUCACAUUGGGAAGAAGGAAAGAAGAGAAUGGAACGAGGGAGGAGAAGGGAGAGGGGUCCUCUCUCUAUUUCUUAUUGUUUCUUGUUUCUUGUUGUACUCAAUGUGACACUUAUAGCCCUAACCCAAACCAGGUGACUUUCAAAGGGGUCUUGUUCAUGAGGGCACAUCGUGGCAAAAUGUUUUGCAACGGAAAGUGAAAAUAAGCAUUUCUAAAUGGACACGAUCAGGUAUUCCCUCUCUGUUUCAUUCCAUUUUGCUCCAUUGUGUGCCUAAUGAAUACACACUGGGCAUAGCGUCAGAGUUGGUUGGAGAGUUCAAAGUUCACACUUAGUAGCAGAAAAUGCUUUCUACGCCUUCACAGCUGCAAACAGAAGACACCUGUACACCAGGAAACCGCGGUAUAAUGUGCACCUUGCUAGCCGACACUUUUGUAAAUAACAGUACUGUAAAUAACAGACAAAUACACUCAGAAUCUGCCUUGUUUUAUAUACAUUUUUAUCUUUGAGUUUUUAUACAUAUUCUGUCCAAAAGCUGCCAAUAACUAGACUGGAAACUUUAUUAAAGAAGUACUGCAAUGCCUCGAGGGCAACAAAACUUUGUAAUAUAAAACGUCCCCCCCCCCUGCUUUGUAUUGUACCAUGAUUCCAAUUCUACACCUUUAUGACCCUUUAGUGUGACUGUGAUACAUACUACAUUUGAUAGUUAUAUUUUCGUACGGAAAAUGAGUUCUCGGUAGAUAUCUCUUUAUCUCGUCCUUUUUUUUCUUUCUCUCUCUUAUCAAAAAAUGUGUUCUACCAUCUUUUCCUUUCUCUUUAUUUCUCCCCAUUUGUUUAAGUAUUUGUAACUGUCGGGUGCAUAGACCUUUCUGGGUGAACGGAUAUAAGGUUUUUUCUUCGUUCAUAUAAUUUACAUGUAGUGCUCCAACUCAGCACUUUGAAAUACCUCAUUUUGACAAAUAAAUAGACAUUGAAAAUAAA